CUGUCUGUCAUAGAGAAUACAUUUCUUUAGUUUUGUGCAAAAUACUAUUUUAUGGAGUCAAUGUUCAUUUAAAUCUAUUGUAACAACAUGAAAGCAAUGGUUAUCUAUAUCUUUCCAUUAAAAAGGUCACUCUGAUAAGUAUAUCUCUUUCUGGGUACAUUUUCUAAACAUUUCCAAAUAAAAAGUCUAUAAAGACUAGUCUUGAUAUCAAUUUUCCCUUUCUUUUUAUUUUUUUACUUUUGUUGCUAUGGGAAAAGAAACUUUUAGACUCACUCGAUUUAACAGUGUGUUUCUAUUGCAUGAAUUGGAUGAGGUUAUUUAUAUUAUGUAGUGAAAGAGACUUAUGUCUAGUUAUAUAGAUGCUAGUAGACGAAACAUUUGUUCAAACAGUGAUCAACAUUGAAAAAGAUCAAUUGAGAAGAAGAAAAGAGUUAGACAGAGAAGAAGAUACAAUCAGAGAAUGUACACUUCAAUACUUGACAUUGAAUACAGAAUAUCAUGUUAUUCCAACUUACACACAGGCAGAACAGGAUCAAGCAUUCAUUUGUACACAAACAAAGCCAUGGACUACUUUAGCAGACAUUGUGUUUUCAAAGAAAGAAACAAUAGCAAUCAAAGGUCGACCUGUAUUGCCUAUUGCGGAUCGCAAAGUAGCUCAAGUCUAUAAAAAAAUGGGACAAUCACUUGCCCAUUUUACUACAGUAGAUACACUACCUAAAGCAAUCAAGAUCAUUCCUUCUUUAUCCAAUUGGGAUGCUGUUCUCUUUUUAACUUGUCCAUCCAAUUGGUCGUCUGAAGCAGUUCUUCAAAUCACUCUACUCUUUCUGAAUCAUAUAAAAGCAAUACAGACAAAACAAUAUUUUGAAUAUGUACUUGUUCAUGCCAUCAAGUCCAAUUUGAUCCAACAUAACUAUGUUCGAUUAGACAGUGCUCUUUAUCAAUGCCUUCAAAAAGCUAUAUCAAGUCAUCCUGGUAUCUUCUUUAAGGGCUAUCUUUUCCCUCAGUCUGAAUUAGGCUGCUUAAGUCUAGCUGAAGCAAUGAUAUUACGAGACAUGAUGACAGGCAUUCCUGUUGUUUAUACUACCAUGGCUCUUUUACAAUUCUCUACCUGUUCAAUCACAUUGCCUGUUUCUCUGUUAAUGGAUGCUUUAGUGAAUCAAAGACAACCAUUGCCUUAUCGUGUCAUUGAUGCCCUUGUUUAUCAUUAUUUCAAUCAGUCUACAGUUGUACCUUGUAUUUGGUAUCAAACAUUAGAUACAUUUAUAUCUGUAUAUCAUACAGAUAUGGUGCCUAUACAUAAGAAAAAGUUACUUGAUACCAUACAUAAUCAACAGUGCUUGGAUCAUAUCUCGCAUGCAUAUUUGAUUCAAAACAUAAAAGAUGAAUUUAUUAACAUUUAACCAUCCAAAGGUCUAUAUACAAUAAAUAAAUAAAUACAUAAUGACAAUAAUAGAACAA
Gilbertella persicaria is the source of this 1458-nucleotide messenger RNA. Its product is annotated as Bystin-domain-containing protein. Gene Ontology annotation, cellular component: nucleolus; preribosome, small subunit precursor; cytoplasm. Gene Ontology annotation, biological process: rRNA processing. The record is from RefSeq and is a predicted model, not a curated record. Lineage: Eukaryota; Fungi; Mucoromycota; Mucoromycetes; Mucorales; Choanephoraceae. The transcript is spliced from 6 exons. Bases 360 to 1400 code for a protein of 346 amino acids. Gene Ontology annotation, molecular function: snoRNA binding.